UGUUCUUUCAUUGAAGUUAAAGUUGUGUAAGGUGCAGAGUAACAUUAACAGAAUGUUUAGUAGAGUGAAAAAUACGUAAUUUUAUAAUUAUGGAGUCUAGAUCAAUGACCGAACUUCAACUGUCAGCGACAACUCACAACCCUGUCUCCGAAAUCGUGAAAGAGAUUGAUAAGGAAGCUGAUUGUCCUACAAUCUCAGGCCUGCUGGAUAGCAAUUGUAAUAAUCAGGAAGUAAACCAAAGCGUUAUUCAUAGUGCUGAAAUUAGUAACACCAGUAACUCAGUUGAGUCCAUAAAUUCAAAAUUAUCCCGUUUAUCCUACGCAUCACUUGGGACAGAAAAAUUGGGAGAACAUUUUAGUCCCUUCAAAGUCACAGAGACACCAGAUUCCUAUGAUUAUGAUCACGCAAAAAGAAGAAAAGUUGAUUUGUAUGGGCCAGACAUUGGGCCCAAAAUAUACAAUGUUAAGGGUAACCUAGUGACUCCACCGAUUAUUGCAAAGAACCUUCCAGAUAUAUUUAAUGUUCUUCCAAUUUUUGGUCGGGCCGGGUCUAAAGAAGAUAUUGAGGACUUUUAUUCACGAAAGAUAAGGGAAUUUGUUGGCUGUGAUCUGAAUGAUGAACAGUUUAAAAAUCUUGCCAAUGAUUGCAGUCCUGACUUGCUAAGGACUGGCAGUGAGCUAAGAAUGCCAACGUCUGUGCCUACGCUAUCAGUGUUCUCCGAGGAAGAGAACAGAGAGUACAACGAGCAACACAGCAACCUGUGCGUUGUGAGGAAGCAUCGGUUACGUAUGGCCAGCGACUCUAAUGCCAGUUACCAGAGAAAGCUGAAAUAUCGGGGCACACGGCUCAUGCCACUUGCACAGGCUGAAGAUGGAGAGGAAGCGCCUGAACCAGACCUAGAACCUGGCAGAGAUAUAAUCUAUGUUGUGCGGAUAUAUAGACCCUUCCCAUAUAAUAUUAAGGAGAAACAUGUGAGCAGCCGGCACUCGGUAUUCAGCCGCUGCAUAGUGCUAGCGGGGCGCCAGCCCCUGUCGGCGCUGCGCGACCGCGUGGUGUGCGCCAACGAUGUCGGCAUGCGCGUCGACGUGUCCGCCGCGCCGCACCAGCAGCCCGCCGCUGCAGCCAAGGACCUCUUCCCCUCCGGGUUCCUGUUCAUCAACAACGUAUUCUACGUGGACGCUCGCCCCGGCUGCUCGGACCGCAGCGCCGGCCUGCGGGCCUGGGCGCGCGCAAGAGGCCUCGGAGACUUUCAAACAAAGGACCUACACUCCACUAAACUAGACGAUCUGAUCGUGAGACUGGGACAUCCAGAGGUCUACGUCCACCAAGGUAACUGCGAGCAUCUCUUUACCUUCUCUGAGAUACGUCUUCUCAAUCCUGAUGACCCACUCUCAAUCAAGCAGUACCCAGCCCACACCGCUGUCUCACAAAACCAGACAGUCUACUGCACAACUUGUGCUGAGUUCGGAGCCAAAUGGAUUGUCACCAAUUGCUCCACUGUCCCCUUUGACCCGGCUUACUUCUGUGAUACAUGCUUUAGAUUAUUCUUAUAUAAGGAUGGCAAGAAAAUUGGAGAUUUCAAAGCGUUUUCUUAUAGAGGCAACGAGAUUAAUAUGCUGAAGCCUUCGGGAUGACGAACGCUUCAAUCCAUAUACAGUAUGGAUUUAAAACAGGGUUAGCAAUUCCAUUGCGUGUUGUAGGGUUUUGCAGUACUGUGAGCAAGGUUAUAUAGUACAUGUGUACACUUGUAUAGUAUUGAAGUGAUAUUCUUUAACAUAGGCCAAAUAAGGCAGCAUUUUUUUAAAGGCUCCGUCACACAGGUGCGUUGUGCGGGCGGCGCGUGAGCGGGGCGAGCCGCUUUUACAUAUAAAACGCUCAGGCUGCGCUCACGCCCCGCCCGGAAAAUGCGCCUGUGUGACGGAAACUUAAAGCAGAUAUUUUGAAUUUAAAGUUAGUUAUAAUUUUAUUGAAUAAGUACAGUGGAACCUGGAUAAUUGCAAUCUCAAGGGACCGGCCAUUUUUUGUCAAUUAACCAGGUUUUUCAUUUAAGCAGGUCGUGUCAAUUAACGAGGUUCAAAAAAUCGUUGUGUCAAUUAUAGAGGUUUUCAUUAAUAGAGGUUGCGUUCUGACAAAUUUCUUUUAUGGAGGUGCAAAUAACCAUUGGAAGUAUAUUUACACGCUUACGUUCUGGGUUUCUGGUCUAUAUAUAGCUUCUGUCUAUACUUGCACUUUUACACUACAUUAAUUACUACUUUAUUUUCUUAUUAAUCAUUUGGGUUUAAGAAAAUCCCUUGAAUUGUAGAAGAAAGUUUUAUUAGAAUGUAAAAAGCAUACUUUGUUUAUGAUUUAAUCAAAACUAUUUCACCUACUACAGGCUGUGAUAGAUACCCAAUAAAUAAAUUGAAUUCUGGAUGAAGAUAUAAAUAAAAUGAUCAUUGCUAUUAAAAUAUUGUUUCUGAUGUCUACAACUACAUUAUUUCAAUUACAGAGGUAAUAAGUAAGACUCGUUUCAAUAAUAGAGGUAAAAAGAAGAGCAAAAAUAACGGAUUUUUUUAGCACAGUGUCAAUUAUAGAGGUCUUAGUUACGAUGUGGUCAAUUACAGAGGCAAAAUUACGAAAAGCACUAAAAUCUAAAUUGCAAUUAUAGAGGUUCCAAAAUUUCAAUUAUAGAGGCCUUUUGGUCUCAAGGGACCGGGACCGGACUUUUGGUUGCAAUUAUUGAGGUUUUCCAUUUAUCCAGGUGCCAAUUAACCAGGUUUCACUGUAUUUUGAAAUUAAUACAGGAUUAACGGGUUGAGGGCUGCUGGCGUUAUCAGUAUUGGUAAAGCCUGACCAGUAAUAUAUGAUCAUUGUCAAGAGGGCGCUGUUAUUCUCAUUUAUAUGGUAACAGUUGACGCAGUAAGGAAAAAUUAGUUCCAAUGAAAUUCCGCAACAUGGCGCGUUACUGGUCAGGCUUUAGUACAAUCCAUCCACAUAUUUUAUAGUCUAGAUUAGUGGGUGUCUAUAUUGGUAUUAGCAUGAUCGUAAAAUGUAUGAUGUUCAUAAGGCCUCUUUUGCUAAAUGUCCUCUUCGAUUUUUGUUGUAAUAUUUUGUUGCAAUAAGAGUAAGAAAAUUUGCAAUGCGAUAAAUAUUCAUCCAGUCCCUUUGUGUAACCAGGCUUGUUUUUGAAUAGAUUUCGUCGGUAAAUUUAUUUUGCUACUGUAGCUGUAAGUAAACCCAAAAGGGUUGAUGUUCUAAUAAAAAUAUCCUAUA
Molecule: messenger RNA, 3252 nt
Organism: Cydia splendana
Lineage: Eukaryota; Metazoa; Arthropoda; Insecta; Lepidoptera; Tortricidae
Gene: Pbp49
Product: snRNA-activating protein complex subunit 3
Exons: 6
Coding region: 90-1634 (514 amino acids)
Biological process (GO): snRNA transcription by RNA polymerase III; snRNA transcription by RNA polymerase II
Cellular component (GO): snRNA-activating protein complex
Molecular function (GO): RNA polymerase III type 3 promoter sequence-specific DNA binding; bent DNA binding; core promoter sequence-specific DNA binding
Source: RefSeq, a predicted model, not a curated record